AGGAAGUGACGUCACAUGGAAGGGCUGAUCAUUCAGGCAAAGGAGUUGUCGAUUACUCAGGUGAAGACAGCGCAAGAGGAAAGAAGGCCAGCAGCCAAAAUCUGGUCAGAUGAGCCGUUAAGGGUUACUAGUUCAUCUCUCAGAAUGGAGACCAUGAGAGAUUUGGAUGAUGAGGAGGAGGAGGAGGAGGAGGAGACAUCUUCAGUGUCCAGAAAACCUCCAGGUUUGAGUAAUACACUUGGACCCUCUGACACAAAACAGAGAGCAGAGUCUCCAGUCCCCAGCUGUGUUUCUAUGAAGAGUGACCGGUCUAAAGAUGAACCUAUGCACUUCAGUAAUGAACCUCGACCCUCAGACACAAAACAGAGAGCAGAGUCUCCAGUCCCCAGCUGUCUGUCUAUGAAGAGUGACCGGUCUAAAGAUGAACCUAUGCGCUUCAGUAAUGAACCUCGACCCUCAGACACAAAACAGAGAGCAGAGUCUCCAGUCCCCAGCUGUCUGUCUAUGAAGAGUGACUGGUCUAAAGAUGAACCUAUAUACUUCAGUAAUGAACCUGGACCCUCAGACACAGAACAGAGAGCAGAGUCUCCAGUCCCCAGCUGUCUGUCUAUGAAGAGUGACCGGUCCAAAAGAGAACCUAUAUACUUCAGUAAUGAACCUCGACCCUCAGACACAAAACAGAGAGCAGAGUCUCCAGUCCCCAGCUGUCUGUCUAUGAAGAGUGACCGGUCCAAAAGAGAACCUAUAUACUUCAGUAAUGAACCUGGACCCUCUGACACAAAACGGGGAGAAGAGUCUCCAUUCUCCAGCUGUCUGUCUAUGAAGAGUGACUGGUCCAAAGAUGAACUUAGGUUCAGUAAUGAACCUGGACCCCCAGACACAAAAGGGAAGAGGAAAAGUCAUGUUCCUGUGGAGGAGCAGCUGUCCAGCUGUGCUCUGUGUCAGGACCUCCUGAAGGAUCCAGUCUCUACCAGCUGUGGACACUGGUUCUGCAGACAGUGCAUCACCUCAUACUGGGAGCAACAACCUCCAUCAGGAGACUCCUCAUGUCCCCAGUGUGGGAAAAGAUCCAGAACCAGAGCUGGACUGCAGACAGCCAGUCAGACCAGAACAGUACAAACAGAACGUGGUCUGCAGGAGGUUUUAGAGGAACAUAGGCUCAGUCUGAGGGAGAGAUGUGAACAAGUGACUGAAGGAACUAAUGAAAGUGAAACCAGCCUCAACAGGAUCUUCACUGAGCUCUACAUCACACAAGGACAGAGUAAAGAGGUUAAUACCCAACAUGAGGUGAGGCAGCUUGAGGCAGCUUACAAGACAAAUACCCUCCAUUACACUCCAAUCAAGUGCCAGGACAUCUUUAAAGCCUCACCUGACCAACAGACUCACAUCAGAGCGGUCCUGACUAACGGAGUCGCUGGAGUUGGAAAAACCUUCUCAGUGCAGAAGUUCACUCUGGACUGGGCCGAGGGUUUGGGAAACCAAGAUGUCAGUCUGGUGAUCCCGCUCUCCUUCAGGGAGCUGAACCUGAUCAAAGGUGAGCAGUACAGUCUUCUCAGACUGCUCCAUGAUUUCCAUCCAACCUUACAGGAGGUCACAGCAGAGCAGCUGGCUGUCUGCAAAGUGCUGUUCAUCUUUGACGGCCUGGAUGAAAGCAGACUUUCUCUGGACUUCAAAAACAAUGAGGUUGUGUCUGAUGUCUCUCAGCAGUCCUCAGUCGACGUGCUGCUGACUAACCUCAUCAGGGGGAAGCUGCUUCCCUCGGCUCUCAUCUGGAUAACUUCCAGACCUGCAGCGGCCAAUCAGAUCCCUCCUGAGUGUGUCGACAGGGUAACAGAAGUACGAGGCUUCACUGACGUCCAGAAGGAGGUGUACUUCAGGAGGAGAUCGAGUGAUGAAGAAUGGUCCAGCAGAAUCAUCUCUCACAUCAAGAGCUCCAGGAGCCUCCACAUCAUGUGUCAGAUCCCAGUCUUCUGCUGGAUCACUGCUGCAGUUCUGGACCGCAUGUUGACUACAGACCAGAGAGGAGAGCUGCCCAAGACCCUCACUGACAUGUACUCACACUUCCUGCUGGUCCAGACCAAGAGGAAGAAGCAGAAGUACGAAGAGGGACAUGAGACGAGUCCACAGCAGCUGACUGAGGCUGACAGGGAGCUUCUUCUGAAGCUGGGGAGGCUGGCGUUUGAACAUCUGGAGAAAGGGGACAUCAUGUUCUACCAAGAAGACCUGGAGCGCUGUGGUCUUGACGUCACCGAGGCCUUGGUGCACUCAGGAGUUUGUACAGAGAUCUUCAAAAGAGAGAGUGUGAUCUUCAAGAAAACUGUCUACUGCUUUGUUCAUCUGAGCAUUCAGGAGUUUCUGGCUGCAGUCUACAUGCUGCACUGUUACACCAACAGAGACACAGAGGUACUGAAAUACUUCCUGCAGGGAGACUAUAACAACAUGUUUAGCAGUGAUCAGGAUUACCCAUCCCUGGAUGUCUUCCUGAAGAGCGCCAUGAUGAAAUCACUCAAAAGUAAAAAUGGCCACCUGGACCUGUUUGUCCGCUUCCUCCACGGCCUCUCUCUGGAGUCCAACCAGAGACUCUUAGGAGGCCUGCUGGGUUGCACAGACAAACGUCCAGCAAUCAUCCAGAGAGCCAUCAGCAACCUGAAGGAGAUGAGAAGUGAUGAAGUCUCUCCCGAGAGGAGCCUCAACAUCUUCCACUGUCUGACAGAGAUGAACGACCACUCGGUACUUCAGGAGAUCACAGAGUUCCUGACGUCAGAGAACAGAUCAGAGAAGAGACUCUUUGUGGAACACUGCUCAGCUCUGGCCUACAGGCUGGAGAUGUCAGAGGAGGUUCUGGAUGAGUUGGAGAAGUACAAAACAUCACAGGAGGGACGACGGAGACUGAUUCCAGCUGAGAGGAACUGCAGGAAGGCUGUAAUUCCUGACAGUGGAUUCUUAGACUGGGAAGUCGUGGCCUCAGCUCUGAAGUCAGACCCCUCCAAUCUGAGAGAGCUGGAGAUGAGAGUCGGUCUGCAGGAUUCAGAGGCGGCGGAGCAGCUGAGUUCUGGACUGAAGAGUCCAAACUGUAGACUGAAGGCUCUGAGACUGAUAGGCUGCAGGUUGUCAGAGAUCAGCUGUGCUGCUCUGAUCUCAGCUCUGAAGUCCAACCCUUCCCAUCUGAGAGAUCUGGACCUGAGUUACAGCGAUCUGCAGGAUUCAGGAGUGAAGCUGCUGAGUGAUCUUCUGGAGAGUCCAGACUGCAGACUGGAGACUCUCAGACUGAGGAGCUGCAGUUUGUCAGAGAUCAGCUGUGCUGCUCUGAUCUCAGCUCUGAAGUCCAACCCUUCCCAUCUGAGAGAGCUGGACCUGAGUUACAACGAGCUGCAGGAUUCAGGAGUGAAGCUGCUGAGUGAUCUUCUGGAGAGUCCAGACUGCAGACUGGAGACUCUAGAACUGUGGUUCUGCAGUUUGUCAGAGAUCAGCUGUGCUGCUCUGAUCUCAGCUCUGAAGUCCAACCCUUCCCAUCUGAGAGAUCUGGACCUGAGUGGCAACGAUCUGCAGGAUUCAGGAGGGAAGCUGCUGAGUGAUCUUCUGGAGAGUCCAGACUGCAGACUGGAGACUCUCAAACUGAUAGGCUGCUGGUUGUCAGAGAUCAGCUGUGCUGCUCUGAUCUCAGCUCUGAAGUCCAACCCUUCCCAUCUGAGAGAUCUGAACCUGAGUUACAACGAGCUACAGGAUUCAGGAGGGAAGCUGCUGAGUGAUCUUCUGGAGAGUCCAGACUGCAGACUGGAGACUCUCAUACUGAGAGGCUGCAGUUUGUCAGAGAUCAGCUGGGCUGCUCUGGCCUCAGCUCUGAAGUCCAACCCUUCCCAUCUGAGAGAUCUGAACCUGAGAGGCAGCAAGCUGCAGGAUUCAGUCGUGAAGCUGCUGAGAGAUCUUCAGGAGAGUCCAGACUGCAGACUGGAGGCUCUCGGGUCAGUAAGGGUCGACUCUCUGCUGGUUCAGCAGGAUUGUAUUAAACACAGGGAGGUGGAUGUGUUCCUCUCACUGGGGAAUCUCUCCAGUUCCACCUUCCAGGCGUAGCCUAGCUUAGCACAACAAAUCAGUGAUGUUACCAUUUAUCUGCAGUUCCUCCUUUUGUUCAUCUCGCGGUUCUUUACUUUCAUUAUUAUCAAGCAAGAUAAUACAAGCUGACA
Gymnodraco acuticeps is the source of this 4184-nucleotide messenger RNA. Its product is annotated as NACHT, LRR and PYD domains-containing protein 12-like. Lineage: Eukaryota; Metazoa; Chordata; Actinopteri; Perciformes; Bathydraconidae. The transcript has 17 exons. The record is from RefSeq and is a predicted model, not a curated record. Gene Ontology annotation, molecular function: protein binding. Bases 16 to 4071 code for a protein of 1351 amino acids.